AGACAGCGCCCAGAUUGUUAAGAAGCUGGGCGUCUUAAGUCGUGCGAACCAUAUCCAUAAGACGAUAAACGAAUGGGAAUUUCCGGAUAGCACGCACAAGUGGGUGGGACCUCGAAAUCGUUGGCAGGAUGUCUCUCCAUUUCCAAUUCCCUCCCCAAUCUUCUUCCAAUCUUGCUCUGUAUGUUACUCUCCAAAAACCAACGAAAUUUCAAGUAGGAGUGAGCGAUUGUUCAACAUUUAGUUGAGCAAUGGAGACCCAAAUUAUACCCUGCAACUCUUGCACUCCCGCGCCUAUUCCAUCCAAACUAGGCAACCAAUCCAACUUUUCACCCAAACCCACUCUGUCUUUCGCCGAAAAACCACACCCAAAAGUUGCAGAUUCUUACUUGAAUUACCUUCGCAAAAAUGGGCGCCUUAGCGAGGCCGUAACGGCUCUUGAUUCCGUUGCUCAACGCGGGUCCAAGGUAAAGCCCAAAACCUAUCUUAAUCUGUUACAGUCUUGCAUUGAUGCGAAUUGUAUUCAAUUGGGUCGGAAGCUACAUGCACGUAUUGAUUUAGUCGAGGAGGUGAACCCAUUCGUGGAGACCAAGAUCGUGAGCAUGUAUGCUAAAUGUGGGUGCUUGGAUGAUGCGCGUAAAGUGUUUUAUGAAAUACGUGUGAAAAACUUGUACACUUGGUCGGCGAUGAUUGGUGCCUGUUCGAGAGAGCAGAGAUGGAGGGAAGUGGUGGAACUUUUCUUUGAUAUGAUGGAAGGUGGUUUUGUCCCUGAUAGUUUUCUGUUCCCAAAGAUCCUGCAAGCGUGUGCGAAUUGCAGGGAUUUUGGGACUGGGAAGCUGAUACAUUCCUUGGUGGUUCGAUGUGGGAUGAGUCGUUGCUUGCGCGUUAACAAUUCAAUCUUGGCUGUAUAUGCGAAGAGCGGGAAAUUGAGUUCUGCUAGGAGGUUUUUCGAAAACAUGGAUGAGCGGGAUAGGGUGACUUGGAAUGCAAUCAUAUCUGGGUAUUGCCAGAAGGGUGAUAACGAGGAAGCUCGUAGAUUGUUGGAUGCAAUGUGUGAAGAAGGGGUUCAGCCAGGUUCAGUGACUUGGAACAUAUUGAUUUCUAGUUAUAACCAGUUAGGGCAUUGUGAUGUUGCCAUGGAAUUGAUGAGGAAGAUGGAUAGUUUUGGAAUAACUCCCGAUGUCUUUACUUGGACUUCUAUGAUUUCAGGGUUUGCUCAAAACAACAGGAGAAGUCAGGCAUUGGAUUUGCUGAAGGAUAUGCUUUGGGAAGGGGUUGAACCAAAUGGGGUUACGCUUACAAGUGCAAUUUCAGCUUGUGCGUCUUUGAAAUCACUAGACAAGGGAAUGGAAAUCCAUUCUAUUGCUGUUAAGAUGGGUUUCAUAUGUGAUGUAUUGGUUGGAAAUUCACUUGUUGACAUGUAUUCCAAGUGUGGAGACUUGGAAGCAGCACAACAAGUCUUUGAUAUGAUCUUAGAGAAAGAUGCAUACACUUGGAACUCAAUGAUCGGAGGAUAUUGCCACACUGGCUACUGUGGUAAAGCCCAUCUCCUCUUUAUGAAAAUGAAGGAAUCUGGUGUACCACCUAAUGUAAUCACGUGGAAUGUGAUGAUCUCGGGAUUUAUGCAGAAUGGAGAUGAGGAUCAAGCCAUGGACCUGUUCCGCAUGAUGGAAAAGGAUGGGAAAAUUAGGCGUAAUACAGCUUCAUGGAAUUCUCUUAUUUCUGGUUACCUGCAUAUUGGGGAAAAGAACAAAGCGUUUGGAAUAUUUAGACAAAUGCAGUCUUCCUUUGUUAUUCCCAACUCUGUCACAAUUUUAAGUGUCUUACCUGCGUGUGCAAAUUUAGUUGCGUGGAAGAAGGUAAAAGAAAUCCACGGUUGUGUGAUCCGUAGAAACUUGGAGACCGAACUUUCUAUAGCAAAUUCGCUUAUUGACACUUAUGCGAAGUCUGGGAAUAUAGCCUAUUCAAGAACAAUAUUUGAUGGAAUAUCUUCCAAAGAUGUCAUCACCUGGAACUCAUUGAUUGGUGGUUAUGUUUUACAUGGUUAUGCAGAUAAUGCACUUGAUCUCUUUAAUCAGAUGAAGAAGCUCAGAUUCAGACCCAACAGAGGUACCUUUGUGAACGUUAUCUUUGCCUACAGUCUUGCUGGAAUGGUGGAUGAGGGGGAGAAAGCUUUUUCUAGCAUCACUGAAGAGUUUCGAAUUAUACCGGCUUUGGAGCAUUAUUCAGCUAUGGUAUGCCUGUAUGGCCGUGCAGGGAGGCUUUCAAAGGCAAUGGAGUUUAUUGAAGAUAUGCCCAUUGAACCUGAUUCCUCUACUUGGGCUGCCUUACUCACUGGCUGUAGGAUUCAUGGAAAUAUUGGCUUGGCAAUUCGUGCGGGAGAAAGUUUGCUUGACUUAGAACCGGGGAAUUUCCUGAUUCACGAGUUAAUUCUCAAGGUAUAUGCUUUAUGUGGGAAAUUUGGGGAUGCUUCCAAAACGAGAAAGCUUGAAAAAGAGAAUGCAUCACAAAAAUUUCUAGGGCAAUGCUGGAUUGAAGUUAGAAACAUAGUCCAUACGUUUCUUGCAGGUGAUCAAUCCUCAGAUGUGCUAUAUUCUUGGAUACAAAGAAUACAAGAGAAGGUUAAGGGACAUGAUAUUCAACAUGGGCUUUGCAUUGGGGAGGAAGAGAGGGAAGAGAUCGGUGGGGUUCAUAGUGAAAAACUUGCAUUUGCUUUCGCCAUGGUAGGCUCUAAUGCACCUAAAGUUAUAAGGAUCGUAAAAAACCUAAGAAUGUGUGAUGAUUGCCACAGGGCAGCCAAAUAUAUCUCUGUGGCAUAUGGAUCUGAAAUAUACUUGAACGACUCACAGUGUUUCCACUAUUUUAAAAAUGGUCAUUGUUCUUGUAAGGAUUAUUGGUAGAGUUGAAAUAAAAACUGUUGAAGUCCCCAGAUCAGCUUCAUCAAAAUCAUAGAGGCUUUUUGGAGGGUUCAAGAUUUGUUUAAGCUGUCAUGGUUCUUGUAAUGACAUGUGAGUGAAAAAGGAUGGAGAUCACUUGUAUUCACAUUCAGGCAAUUUCUGACCAGGAGAUAUGCUUCCAAAUGUAAAUCAUGUCCAUAUACUUAUUUGAUAAGAAUUGCAUUCACGAUCAGCUUUUGCAUUGUGAAUUCUUGACCUCGUCACCAUGAGCAGGUAUAUAAUUUGAGAAAUGGUUCUUUCACUGGUCUGUAGUGAUCGCUGCCAAGGAAGAUAAUGCUUUCUUCAAUAGGUGAUUAUUGAUCCUCACGUUUGAUAUCGUCUGAAAGUAUUUUUGUUUAAUGCAAUUAUCCCAAUGGUAUCUUGACUCACUUCAUUGGCUGUCAUAGAACUGCAAAUUACCUUUUGGGCAUAUGGAUUGCCGAUCCCUAUAGAUUCUUGUUACAUAUCAGGUGAACGUGCAAUGAUCACAUUGUAGUGAACCUAAGCCAAAACCCAAACAUGUAUACAAGUCUUUUGGUUAUUUUGUUUCGAGGUUCAGAGGCAUGGCAUAUUCUGAAAAUUGUUGUUUGAAGAACCCAAGCUUCAUCACAGUUUUGUCUGGGACUGGAUUGGUGGUAAUUGCCAUUAUGCAAUUGCUGAAGUUUUUUCUUGUAGUCAUUUUCUUAAUCCCGUCAGAUAUGAACGGACCAGUUCUCAGUACCAUUUUUAAUGAUGUCUCCAUUGGAGGGGUCUGUCCCGCAAUUGUGUAUGGCAUACAUGGUGUGCUAUGAGAGAGAGAGAGAGAGAGAGAGAGAGAGAGAGAUGUGCCUGCCUUCUUUGUCUAUAAAUACCACACAGUUUUAUAGAGCUUUAUAUAGUCAUAGAGAAUUUUGUGUUGGAGACAAGGUGAUCCCGAGACCUUGAGGGUUUCCAGGUAGAUAUAUAGUGUCUUAUAAUUACAGUACUCAUUGAGAUUUAUUUAUUUUUGCAUGAUGCAGGCCUGUUAUUUUAUAACAGGCGGAGUUCAAGGGUUCUAUGUUCUCAGAAGUUCCAAAAUGGUCUCCACUGAUCAUGAAUGAAGCCCUCACAUCUUUAGAAGAAUGUGAAUCUGUGAUGGCUUUUUUUUUUUUUUUUUUUUUUUUUUUUUUUUUUUUUUUUUAAUUUAUUUAUUUUUUUUUUUUUUUAUGGAACUCUUCCUGUCUUGUUAGAGUAAUAGUUUGGCCACCGCUGGUGGCCCCCGCUGGCCUUCUUUUUUAAUUAGUAAUAGGUGGCCUAUCGGUGGCUCUAGUUGUACUCAUCAAUUAGUAAUAGGUGGCACGUCCUAAAUUAAGGGAAAAAUAUAAACGCACCGUAUCAGUUAAUUUUUUAUACGCUAUUAUAAUUUUUAA
This is a messenger RNA of Carya illinoinensis, 4321 nucleotides long. RefSeq names its product pentatricopeptide repeat-containing protein At1g19720. Gene Ontology annotation, biological process: RNA modification. The transcript is spliced from 3 exons. Gene Ontology annotation, molecular function: RNA binding; zinc ion binding; protein binding. NCBI's taxonomy places the organism in Eukaryota, Viridiplantae, Streptophyta, Magnoliopsida, Fagales, Juglandaceae. The record is from RefSeq and is a predicted model, not a curated record. Bases 249 to 2897 code for a protein of 882 amino acids.